AUGAUUCAUAUUCGCUCCUUGCCUAGGUUGGUCUCCCCUUUUUGUCGACGAAUGUCUUCUUCAUCGGGGACAGAAGUACCAUCAAAUGAAUUAACAUUAUCUUUCGGUUCUCCUUAUAAAGUUUUUUACGAUAGGAAGAUCGUGAAACAGGUAGAUAUUCCUGGACUUUUCGCCUACUCUGGUAUUGUAAAAGAUCACGUUCCAUUUAUCACUGCUCUACGACCAGGCGUUAUUCAGGUUAUAGAAGAUGAUGGCGCUUCUAAUAAAUUCUUCGUCAGUAGCGGCACGGCCACUUUCAAUGCCGAUUCUUCCAUGCAGAUUCUCGCGGAAGAGGCAUGUACUUUAGAUGCUCUUGACGCCAGCCUUAUAGCUGCUGGACUUCAAUCAGCACAAGAUCAGAUGGCCUCAGCGAAAGAUGAUGUUACAAAAGCAGAGGCUCAAAUUGCUGUUGAAGCUUACGAAUCACUAGCAAGAGCAGCUGAAUAA
Molecule: messenger RNA, 486 nt
Organism: Protopolystoma xenopodis
Lineage: Eukaryota; Metazoa; Platyhelminthes; Monogenea; Polystomatidea; Polystomatidae
Source: the annotation of a GenBank genome assembly